Molecule: messenger RNA, 321 nt
Organism: Paramecium sonneborni
Lineage: Eukaryota; Ciliophora; Oligohymenophorea; Peniculida; Parameciidae
Source: the annotation of a GenBank genome assembly
AUGGGAUGCAUUGCUUAAAAAACAAAAUAAAAAUCAAAAGAUCAAAUGAGAACGACUAAUCAAAAUAGUCAAUAUUAGAAUGCAUUAAAUUAAGAAAGCAAAAUAUUAGAAACUGAACAAAAGGCUGAUAGAGUUAAUAGUGAAAUAAACGUUCCUCAUUCUCCUUAAAUUGGAAGAAGGCUAAAACAUAUGGUAAGUAGUGAUGAAGUUUAAAAAUAUAUUACUAAAAAGCAGAGUAUCACUUAAAGUCCAUUCAAGUAUAUCAAGAAUUCCCCAGAAUAAAGGAGAAAGUUAUCUUUGAUAAACAACCCUUAAUAGUGA